This is a messenger RNA of Dioscorea cayenensis subsp. rotundata (Guinea yam), 1005 nucleotides long. Its product is annotated as derlin-1.1-like. Gene Ontology annotation, cellular component: Hrd1p ubiquitin ligase ERAD-L complex; endoplasmic reticulum membrane. Gene Ontology annotation, molecular function: misfolded protein binding; ubiquitin-specific protease binding. The transcript has 7 exons. Gene Ontology annotation, biological process: endoplasmic reticulum unfolded protein response. Lineage: Eukaryota; Viridiplantae; Streptophyta; Magnoliopsida; Dioscoreales; Dioscoreaceae. The record is from RefSeq and is a predicted model, not a curated record. Bases 120 to 842 code for a protein of 240 amino acids.
GGUACAUUAGGAAAAGUCAUUGCAAAUAAUUUAAAAAUAAUUUAAAAUUUUUCUAUAUAAAGUUACUUAGAUUGAUCUUCUUUCUAUCAUCCAUUUGUGUGUCUUCAGAACUAGCACCAAUGUCUUCUCCUACAGAAUACUACAAAUCACUUCCACCAGUUACCAAGACUUAUGGAGUUAUUUGCCUAAUGAUUACAACAGCAUACUACUUCAACUUAUUUGAUUAUGAUACCAUUUCAUUGUCUUAUGUUCAUAUUCUAAAACAAUUUCAGGUUUGGAGACUUGUUACCAACUUCUUCUUCAUUGCUCCUUUCUCUACUUAUUUUGGGAUUAGACUUUUGAUGUUAGCAAGAUAUGGUGUAUUAUUGGAGAAAGGGCCAUUCAAAGAGAGGACUGCUGAUUUCCUCUGGAUGAUGAUCUUUGGAGCUUUAUGCCUUCUUAUGAUUAACAUGAUACCGAUAUUUCGGUACUGGUUCUUGGCUCCCUCAUUAGUUUUCAUGAUAUUGUAUGUUUGGUCAAGAGAGGUGCCUAAUUCACAAAUCACAUUCUUUGGGUUAGUCACAUUUCAGGGUGUUUAUUUGCCAUGGAUUAUGCUUGGACUAGACUUGAUAUUUAAUAAUCCAUUGAUGGGUGAUAUUAUGGGAAUUCUUGCUGGUCAUUUGUAUUACUUUCUUGCUGUGCUUUACCCUCUUUCUGGAAGAAAGAAUGUACUCAAGACUCCUCUUUGGGUAUUCAAAGUAGUUGCAUAUUGGGGAGAAGGAGCACAGAUCAAUAGCCCAGUGCAAUCAACUCCACAAGCUGGCAUUGCAUUCAGAGGUAGAAGCUAUAGACUCAACAGAUAAGCAUAUAUAUAUAUAUAUAUAUAUUUAUAUAUAUUAUCAUAUGAUAAAUAAGAAAGUUUGAAUUUGUAGUUUGUUUACAUAUGUUUCUUAAGAAAUUAAAAGUUAUAUGAUAAUAUAGCUAUAUGAUGUUUUCUCAAUAUAUAUACAUUCUCAUGUUAAUAAA